Stylophora pistillata is the source of this 1946-nucleotide messenger RNA. Its product is annotated as organic cation transporter-like protein. Gene Ontology annotation, molecular function: transmembrane transporter activity. Gene Ontology annotation, cellular component: membrane. Gene Ontology annotation, biological process: transmembrane transport. The record is from RefSeq and is a predicted model, not a curated record. Lineage: Eukaryota; Metazoa; Cnidaria; Anthozoa; Scleractinia; Pocilloporidae.
UUUCCAUAGUCCAUUAUAUCAGUUUAGCACGUAGUUUCCCUCUGUUCGCUUCAAUUGCAAGCUGCUUCCUCUUUGAAAUACUUGAAAGGAUACCGACAAGGUGUAUUCGAACAAAUCAAAGUUGGGCGAGGCAAGAGCUGACCAGCGCCAGGUUUCUACUUUUUAAAGAAGAGCCACCACGAAAUCAUGGGUCUGACAAUCGAUGAUUUUCUGGAAAAGAUCGGCAGUUUUAGUAGAUUUCAGUACAAACUUCUGUUUUUUUGCGGUUUUAUGGAGCUAUUUGGAGGUGGUCUUCAGAUCAUGAUUCCAACCUUCCUCAGCGCUGAACCUCCAUGGCGCUGCAAAGCAAACAGUUCUGCAUGUAAUCUGACCGGAAUUUUCAAGCCAGGAGAUGACAAGUACAGCUAUCGUUGCUCCGUUCCACGAGAUGAUUGGGAGUUUGACACCACUGAAUUUAAUUCUGUUGUGAGCGAGUGGGACCUGGUCUGUGACAUAUCAGCACUUUCCGCAUUGACCAAAGCUGUUAUGUUCUUGGGCUAUUUCAUUGGAGUUGUUGCCGGUGGCGUGUUAUCCGACAAAUUCGGCCGCAAGCCUGUCAUUUAUUUCGUGUUCUGUGUGAAUAACAUUGCUGCCCUAGCUGCAUCUUUCGCACAGGCCUAUUGGGUUUACGUCCUUCUCAGAGUUACGGUCGGUUUUUGUAUUGGUGUCGGAGGUUUGGGCUUGUAUGUAUUGGUGGUGGAGUACGUGGGAAAACGUCAUCGACACGUGGUUGGAACUGCCCUGUUUUACUUCUGGGUACUGUCACUGCUGCUUGUAGCAUUGUUAGCUUAUCUGAUAAGAGACUGGCGAACACUUUCAAUUGUGGGAGCAGCUCCAGGCCUUUUGCAUAUUUUCUUCUGGUGGUUUCUUCCAGAGUCCCCUCGCUGGCUCCUCGCAAAUAACAAACCCGAAAAAGCUUUGAUAGAACUUACAAAGGUGGCCAAGUUCAACAGACAAGAAAUGCCCGCUGGAGACCUGGAAGAGAAAGAAGAGAAACAGAGACAGGGGGAUUUCCGGGACCUCUUCAGUACAAUGACGAUGACUAAAAGAACCCUGAUAUCGUGGUUUGCUUGGAUGGUUAUAUCGUUGGUAUAUUACGCUGUUUCAUUCAGUGCUGGAAAUUACGGCGGAAAUCGUUAUCUGGUGUUCUUCUUGACAAGCCUGGUGGAAUUUCCUUCCAACUGGACUUGUAUUUUCCUUUGCCGCAAGAUUGGCCGCAAGAAAACCACUGUUCUUGGACUGAUUGUGGCAUUCUUAGCCUCAGUGGUUGCAGUUCUUUUCCAACGAGAUUUGAAGAACAAAGGUUUCAUGGUGGCAAAUAUUGUCAUGUCACAGGUGGUCGCCAAGUUUUUCAUCAACAUGUCCUUCAGCUCAAUCUACGUUUAUUCAAGCGAGCUCUUUCCGACUGUUAUCAGGAGCUUAGGUGUAGGGACCUCAUCUGCCGCAGCUCGGAUUGGCUCUAUGUCGGCACCAUACAUCAAUUGGUUGAUAAGUGUUCACAUCGUCUUGCCAUACACCAUUGUGGCAGCGCUCACUUUUAUCUCGGCGGGUCUGUGCUUCCUACUUCCUGAAACAAGAGAUUCUCCAACUCUUGAGAAUAUGGAUUCCGUUAACAGCUCUUCCGCUGAGGAACCAACCAACGAAAAGCUUCCCCUUGAACCAAGCCAAGAGAAGGAAGGCAUGGGAGAAUUGCUACUUAAUCAGAGCUACCCAGCCUAAAUGAUUUAUACACGACUUAUCAGUAGUUAAAUAAUUUAGUAGAUGUUUCCAGGCAUGACGCAAUUCAUCUUUUUAGUCAUAAUUUGAAAUGGAUUACAAUCGUUUAUCCUUUUUCGCUCUGACGAAGGGCUAACGGUCGAACCGUCAUCCUUUUAACUCUUUACGGUGGCCAGUUUACAAUUUCAACU